Aphanomyces astaci is the source of this 507-nucleotide messenger RNA. RefSeq lists its product as hypothetical. Lineage: Eukaryota; Oomycota; Saprolegniomycetes; Saprolegniales; Verrucalvaceae. Bases 1 to 507 code for a protein of 168 amino acids. The record is from RefSeq and is a predicted model, not a curated record. The transcript has a single exon.
AUGAACCGCCCGUUGUUGUUUGCCCUUCUCUUGACGGCUAUCUUCGCCACCACCACCACCGCGUGGACGUGCAACUCGACCAAAAUCGUUAACUGGAGGGCCUCGUGUGACAAACUCGGAAGCGACGACGAAAAGUGCAAGAACAGGGCCUGCCACAGCGCUUUGCACUACCUCGUGGAGGGCUUUGUCCGCGAUUGUUAUGUGCAAUCUGGCCUGGGGCCGGCAUCUGAUCUGGACAAGUACAUCGACCUGGAUAACUACUGCCACGGUGAAACCCCCGCGCCCAAGCCCGUCCCUACCACCACCACACCUGUGCCAACCACAACCACGCCUGUGCCAACCACUACCACGCCUGUGCCAACCACUACCACGCUCGUGCCAACCACGUCAACUACUCCCCCUACUACUACUGCAGCCCCCACGACCACCACCAAUGUAGCCCCCACGACGGUGGUGCCUACGAUCGCCCCAACUUCGACACCUGUGGCCUGCGGAACCGUAGAAUAA